This is a messenger RNA of Talaromyces atroroseus, 531 nucleotides long. RefSeq lists its product as hypothetical. The record is from RefSeq and is a predicted model, not a curated record. The transcript is spliced from 2 exons. Lineage: Eukaryota; Fungi; Ascomycota; Eurotiomycetes; Eurotiales; Trichocomaceae. The coding region runs from base 1 to 531 and encodes 176 amino acids.
AUGCCCGGCACAUCUCCAGUCAUCCUCAUCCUCGGAGCAGGACCUAAUAUUGGUCAGGCAGUUGCUCGGACCUUUGCCUCGAAAGGCUACAAAGUUGCCCUCGCUGCCCGGUCACUGCGAGAGGAAGACAGCACAGACAAUCACCUGCACAUCACGAGCGACUUCGCCAACCCCGACGAUGUCGUUGACGCUUUCACUCAAACUAAGAAAGUACUGGGCAUCCCAAGUGUAGUUGUCUACAAUGUCAGCGCCUCGACACUCACCCCUCCCAACGACCCAUUUGCUCUCCCGUUGGCUUCUUUCAAUCGAGACGUCGCCAUCAAUGUCACCAGUGCCUUUGUCGCUGCGCAGCUGGCUACCCUCGGCUUUGCGCAGCUUCCUGCUUCUGUAUCCAGGACAUUCAUCUACACGGGAAAUAUUCUGAACGUCACAAUCCUCCCAUCAUUUCUCGACCAGGGCGUUGGCAAGUCGGCCGGUGCACACAUGGUGCGGGCUGCUGCUGCGGCAUAUAAAGACCGUGGGUUCAAGUAA